ACAGCGGCCACCAACACCACUCUCGCCAAUACCUGGUGCCCAUACCCGCAGCGCUCGCCGCUGGGGACAGGAAAGCCGAGCGCGGCCGGCGCGCCGCGGAGUCAGAGCACCAACCGCCUAUUUCUUUGCCCGCCACGACGCCGCGCCAUGGCGACCUCGCGUCGCGACGGCACCGCAAACGCUCGCGCACGACACGUUCCUUAAAUCUGGGUGGCUUCACGUUCGCGAUUACGGAUGCUGAGCCUCCUGCACCGCCGACGGCCGCCGCCGCCGAGCCCCCGCCCCGACGACGGCUCCCUCGCCUGCUACGGCUUCGUCGUCGCCACCGCGUUGCUGCUCUUGUUCACCAUCCUCGCCGCCACGGUCAGCCUCGCCAAGGCGGGCGCGCUCGCCGGCGCGGCCGCGGUGGUGUUUGGCGCCGCCGGCUGCGUCUCCCGGUGCUGCGCGGGCGGCGGCGGGGCGGGUCCCGCGCUACCGACGACCGCGGCGCCGGCGCGCGCGAGGGCGGCGUGCGGGCUGGUGGACGCGGCGAUCGACGCGCUGCCGGCGUUCGCCUACGCGCGCCCUGGCGCGUGUGGCGCGGAGGGCGGCGGCGGCGGCGGCGGCAGCAAGUCCGGGAGGUGCGCGCUGUGCCCCGUGUGCCUCGAGGACGUCGAGGCCGGCGAAAUGGUGCGGCAGCUGCCGGCGUGCCGGCACCUGUUCCACGUGGAGUGCGUCGACAUGUGGCUACAUUCGCACGCGACGUGCCCCCUGUGCCGGUGCCAAGUCUCGCCGCAGCAAGUUGGUGUGAAGCUCACGGCGGCAGCAGAUCCACCGGAUGAUGCGCCGCCGGUGUGAUGUUAUCCUACUCUGGGAAUAAGGUCAUGUCAUGUGGCGGCUAAGAUCGUCGACUUCGCUCAAUCCUGCAACGAUUUUUUGCUGAAGCAGGAGUUUGUUCAUAAAUGUGUGUGAAUCUUCAAAGACUUUGUUCACCUGAUAGAUAAUGAAUUAGUGGGCUGGCUCGAAUAGAUAAUGAAUUAGUGGGCUGGUUAUUGCCUUGAGGAAUCAGUAAAUGUUCCUCUCAAAAAACAAAUCAGUAAACGCAAUGGAUAAGCAUGAGAUAUUGGCAUAUUGCAGAGAUCCUCA
Panicum virgatum (switchgrass) is the source of this 1125-nucleotide messenger RNA. RefSeq names its product RING-H2 finger protein ATL39-like. Bases 235 to 837 code for a protein of 200 amino acids. NCBI's taxonomy places the organism in Eukaryota, Viridiplantae, Streptophyta, Magnoliopsida, Poales, Poaceae. The transcript has a single exon. The record is from RefSeq and is a predicted model, not a curated record.